ACGGCCCCAUGACCAACACCUCAUUCCUAACCUCCUCGUCUCAUAGGGUAAGCGUUGCUGCUCCAUAGGUGUUAAAACGGAUGCCCUAUAUAAAGAGCGGCGUGUGCCCCAGCUGCACAGAGCUUCUGUUCUCCCGGCCUGUCUUGGCUCUGACCGAUGAGCUUUCUGAGCUGCGUCUGUACUAAACAAAAGGGGGGCUGAGAAUCAGGCUGCUGUUGUUCCGAGCGCGUCGUUGUUGUUUUUUUCCCGAAAGUCAGAAGUCGCCUUUUUUUUCCCCCGUUGUUUUCCAGUCUGAUCUGUUAGGUGUUUUUUUUCCCGGAGAGCUAUGGCGGAUCACAGCAGGUUCAUGCCCCGUCCCCUGUAUCGGCGCGACGUGCGCUGGGAGCCGUUCUGCGAGGAGACCUUGCCCAGCCGCGUUUACAGAGCCGACGCGGGGCUGCCCCCGUUCCUGGAGCCCGGGGAUCUGAGCUGGAUCCAGUGGGCCCAGAGACGGAUGGCCGCUUCUUCGUGGCCCGGGUACAUGCCCUCCCCGCUCUACACCCCCACGCCUCCCUACCCCUACCCCGGCCCUGGUGCAGAGCAGCCCCGGGGGGUCUCCGAGAUCAGGACCGGGCCCGAGAGCUGGAAGAUCAACCUGGAUGUCAGCUGCUUCUCCCCCCGGGAGGUCACCAUCAGGACCAGGGAGGGCUACCUGGAGAUAUCAGGGAACCAUGAAGACCGGCAGGAUGAAUAUGGACUUGUCUCAAAAUGUUUUUCAAGAAAGUACAACAGGCUGCCUGCUGGGUCGGACCUUCGGCACAUCCGCUCUGCUCUGUCCGGUGGGGUGCUGUCCGUGGAGGCCCCACUCCCCUCCAUGGCCCAGGAGAUCCCCGUGGAGAUCAUCAUACCUGUGCAGGUAGAGAAGAGGGCUCCAGAGACAAGAGAAGAGGAAAAGGUCGGGGAGACGGUACCCCAGGAAAACAGUGUGGGGCCACAAGCAACUACUGUCUUCCCGGGUGGGGUCCCAGAGCAGAAGAGUGUGACUGCUGAUCCGCUAGCUGGCAUCCAAGAGAAUAAGGAAGAGCCAAGCGAAGCUGCUAUUCACCUUGCUGGUGGCCAAGAGAAGAGGGAAGAGACAGGCGAAGGUGUCGAUGCCCCUGGUGGUAACCCGGAGAACAGAGGAUCGCUGGAGAAGCAGACCGCGGCAACUGAGAGAGCUUGUUCCAGCGCAGGGGCGGAGCCAGAGGAAGGCAGGCCAAUGGAAGGAGAGGUCAAAGGGGAAGAGGUCCCUCAGGAGGAGGCGGCCAUGAGGGAGGCCAUGUUGACAGCGCAAGCCAAUCAGGACGGCAUGGGGCAGGAAGGCCAGGAUCUUUCCCAGACCGAGGUGCAGGGUUCUGCGGUGGACGGCGAGCAGGUGGAGGAGAAGAAGCAACAGGAGGCCCGGUGGUCACACCGAGACACCAAGUGGAUGCUCCGCAGCACCAAGUGGCCCUCCCAGCAGUACUGAGCAGAACCGGCGGCGUGGCCAAUAGUACUGAGCAGAACCGGCGGUGUGGCCAAUGCCCACUUCCUACAUACGGGCCUAUCAGACGCAGAGCUGAAUCUAGAGUGGCUGCAAAGCGGCUGCCAGGUAUCAGCUUCUAUAGACCAGUUGCACAGGGCGCACUUCUCUGUUGUAAUGGCGGCUUAUGACUAACUGCUUUGAGACUCUUGUAUGGUUCUGUCUCUGAAAAAUAAAAUCUUAACAUGUCUUGA
This is a messenger RNA of Anguilla rostrata (American eel), 1734 nucleotides long. Its product is annotated as heat shock protein 67B1-like. The transcript has 4 exons. Lineage: Eukaryota; Metazoa; Chordata; Actinopteri; Anguilliformes; Anguillidae. Gene Ontology annotation, biological process: cellular response to unfolded protein. Gene Ontology annotation, cellular component: nucleus; cytoplasm; protein folding chaperone complex. Gene Ontology annotation, molecular function: protein homodimerization activity. The coding region runs from base 326 to 1486 and encodes 386 amino acids. The record is from RefSeq and is a predicted model, not a curated record.